AUGAAUAAAAAACUAUUUGCUUUUAUAGCAAUUUUAUGCUUCUUAGAAGUUGCUCUCACUUAUAAUCCAUGUGAAAUUUGUAAAUAUAGCCCUACUGGCGAUGACGCAAAUGGCGCAUGUGUCAGCUGCCCUCCUGGAGAAUGUACCACUGCAACUGGAAUUGCUGGAUCUAGUCCUAGUGUAUGUACUACUAAAGCAUGUGUUUAAGGAUAUUAUAGCGCAACAGGUUUUGAUACAGACGGAGCUGGAAGUGGAUGUGUUGCUUGUACUUCUGGUACAUCAACUCCUAGUACUUAAACUGUAGGAAUAUCAUAAUCUGUUUGUACUGUUACUCUUAAGGCAUGUGCUAAAGGUAGUUUUUCUGCCUCAGGAUUCGAUACAGAUGGAGCUGGAGCUGGAUGUACUGCUUGUACUGCUGGUACAUCAACUCCUAAUACUUAAACUGUAGGAACAGCUUAAUCUAUUUGUACUGUUACUCUUAAGGCAUGUGCUAAAGGUAGUUUUUCUGCCUCAGGAUUUGAUACAGACGGAGCUGGAACUGGAUGUACUGCUUGUACUGCUGGUACAUCAACUCCUAAUACUUAAACUGCAGGAACAGCUUAAUCCAUUUGUACUGUUACUCUUAAGGCAUGUGCUAAAGGUAGCUUUUCUGCCUCAGGAUUUGAUACAGACGGAGCUGGAACUGGAUGUACAGCUUGUACUGCUGGAACAUCAACUCCUAACACUUAAACUGUAGGAACAGGCUAAUCUGUUUGUAGUGUUACUCUUAAGGCAUGUGCUGCUGGAUCAUAUAGUGCUUCAGGUUUAGAUACAGACGGUAAUGGAGCAGGUUGUACUCAAUGUGCAGCUAAUACUUACUCUGCUUAAAGUGCUACUUCUUGUACUUCUUGCACUAAUAAUCGUACCUCUCCAGCUGGAUCUACUGCUGUCACUGCUUGCGUAUGUCCAUCAGGAACAACUGGUUCUACAGAUGGUGUUAGUACAUGUUCUGAUAAUACUACUAGUGGUUAAAAAAUCACUGUUUUUGUAUCUCUCAUUUUUAUUUUAAUGUCUUUAUUCUGA
Messenger RNA from Tetrahymena thermophila SB210, 1062 nucleotides. RefSeq lists its product as hypothetical. The transcript has a single exon. Lineage: Eukaryota; Ciliophora; Oligohymenophorea; Hymenostomatida; Tetrahymenidae. The record is from RefSeq and is a predicted model, not a curated record.